UCUUGUGCAUCUAAAAGAAUGUUGCAUGUUAUUCAUGCUUGAUAUGCUCCUGCAAUACCACGUGUCUGUUGAUCUGGAAGAAUGCAAACGCAUGUCCUCAACCAACACAAAGGUUUAAACACACAAGAUAAUGCAUCGUCGUAAUUGUUGUCAGUACAUGGAUGUUUAGUACGUAGGCACCGGGGCGGGAGUUGGAGGAAAAAAGCUCCGCCAGUUGCUUCAGUGAUUAUUUCACGGUUCCUAGUUCCCCCGUAGCUCCACCGAUGCCACCUUCCUGAAACCGCUAGCAGGGGAACCACCAUGCAAAUAUACACAAAGCAGCUUAUUUUUUGGAUUGGUUAGCAAUUUCGUAACGAUGCGAUUCUCCUCAAAGCUGUGAAAAGCUCUGCGACAGAGGAUAAUACACGGAGACCGGCCGCUUUCAACGGAUACCCUCGCUGGAAGCUACAAAGAUGCCUGAGGUUCGGGAUCUUUCUGAAGCUUUGCCAGAGAUGCCCAUGGACCCAAUCACUGGAGUUGGUGUAGUAGCCUCAAGAAACAGGGCACCCACUGGAUAUGAUGUGGUCUCGACAACAACAGACGGCCUGGAUGCUGAUCUUUGGAAAGACGGCCUUUUCAAAUCGAAGGUGACACGCUACCUCUGCUUCACCAGAGUCUUCUCUAAAGAAAAUAGCCACUUAGGUAAUGUUCUUGUGGACAUGAAGUUGAUCGAUAUAAAGGACACUCUGCCUGUGGGUUUCAUCCCGAUCCAGGAGACUGUUGACACUCAGGAGCAGGCCUUCAGGAAGAGGCGACUCUGCAUCAAGUUUAUUCCACGGGACUCCACAGAGGCAGCCAUCUGUGACAUCCGCAUCCUGGGACGCUCCAAGCAGGCACCCCCUCAGUACACCUUUAUAGGAGAGCUCAACAACAUGGGAAUCUGGUAUCGCAUGGGGAACGUACCUCGGGCCCAGGACUCCACACUUGCACCAUCCACCAACAACAUCCAGAAUGUGAACUCCUCUUCCAGCUCAGUUCCAGUCGCAGCAGCCUCUAUGCCCAAGCAUAUUUCUAUGACACUCCCAGCCAGCUUCAGAGGGAAGAACACUACCAGACCAGACUAUGAGCACCAGAACUCCAACCUGUAUGCUAUCUCAGCAAUGGAUGGAGUGCCUUUCGUGAUCUCUGAGAAGUUUGCCUGCACCUCAUCAGAUCUGCAGCAGGUGGAUCUGAUGGGUAUUACAAUCAAGUCACUGGCUGAGAUUGAGAAAGAGUAUGAUUACAGUUUCCGCACAGAACACAGCGCAGCAGCUCGCCUCCCUCCCAGUCCAACAAGGACCUCCCUAAGCUCCGAGGCCUGAGGAUCCCUCCUAACCCCUUCCUAACAACACUCUCCCUACAGACACCAUCAGGAGAGACCUGUACACAACUACUGAGGACCUGCCCACAUCAAAGAAAAAAAAAUCACACAAAAAAAAACUUUUCUAACUUCAGGGAGAUGUCCUGGUCUCUAUGUGUUAGUUGUGCUGUUGUUUUUUUAAAGGCAACUGAAAACACUGAAAGACAAGCAGAACACUGAGGGUUAUGCUGGCUGAAACCACUACAUACAGCUUUGAUGAGCUGGCUUUUAAAAUUAGGUGAAAUUGCCAGGUGUUUGAAAAGACAAGUGAAUCUCACUAAUAUGAUUUCAAAAAACAUUUCUUUACUCAAAAAAAACGCAAAAUGUUUUUGCCUGUGAUACACAUAACCAUGUCCCACCUGAAGAACUUGAUAGAGGCAAGAUAAAAGGAUGAAGGGCACCUGUUAGGCCUUUGCUCUCUCACAUGGAAUGAGUCUGAGAGCAACCAUCAUGUUUGCCUGUCACUGGCCCUAGUCACGGCACCAGGAGGGAAUCCCAGUUCAUGGGUUUGAAAUACAAAAGGAAAUGUCAUACUAUGGGAUUUUGUUUUCAAGCUUGUACCGCUUAUUGUGACCGGUAAUGGUUCUCAUUGUUCCUUUGAUAUUACUGUGAUAUUCUAGUGUGGCUGUGAGUGCACUUUGUGUUUGGGGUUUUUCGGUGUGCUUCAUGUCUGUCACUGAUAUUCUGUUAACCACUCAUUCACUGUGUGUACAUGAGCCUGCAGCUUGGCUUACAUACACAACGACCCAGGUCUGGACCCUUCAUGCCACUAUCCUUCUGAUUUUUUUGUCAUCCUGUUUUAGCUUAAACACUUCUCCUUUCAUGUUCGGAUAAUGGAUUUAGCUGUAUGGUGCAACAAAGAAAACAUUACUUAAAUGUCGUUCUCUCAUCCAUCCCAUCCGUUUCUGUUUUUGUCAACACAGCUGUUAAACGUGGGCCGUGUAUGUCAGGCAGAUCUUGUCCCAACUACUGUUAUUGACAGACUUGAUCACUUUUCAACUAAUAACAUCAAAUGAGAGUUACAGAUGUAACCAGGGUUCUAUGAAUUUUAUCCGCUUGCUGUUACACUAGCCUCCACAGCUCUGUGGUCUACAGUUUACUGUCCAUCUUUAGUAUCUACUACAGAUUUUUAUAUUACAAGCAGAAACCUUCAGGAUCAAAACAAAGCUGACCAAGUCAUUUUUUAACAUACAGAAAACUACAGCUCCCACUAAAAUCAUCUGGAGGAUAUGGAAAACUGUUCAGCAAAAACAGAAUGUUAAAUGAACAACAGUAUUAUUGGGUAGUUUUGUUUGUCGUGUGUGUGUGCGUGUGUGCGUGCGUGCGUGCGUGCGUGCGUGCGUGCGUGCGUGCGUGCGUGCGUGCGUGCGUGCGUUUUAAUUACCAUCUAUAUCUUGCCAACUUUUGGUACUUGACCGUUUUUGAUACUCUGCUACAGACAUAUUUUGGUUGGUACAGGGAAAAGGUAUGAAGGUCUGAAACCCAGCUCUGGUUUGCCUAUAUCAGAAGAACUAUUCACUAUUUUGAGUAACCUCUCUAAGUACAGUUCCUAACAAACAGAAAGAUGUUACAAUAGAAAUGUUACAAAUUUUAGAUGAUUCUUUAUGGUGUAUGAACAAAGGCUUUUUUUAUUUGAGCACAUUGCUUACGUGUUGAAAAACUUUUCCUAUGAUGCAUGUUAAUCCUCUGUAAAAAUGGUAGAUUUUUAAUUCUGCUUGUUUUCCCACUACCAUUUAAAACAAACAUGUACACAUAUUUUAGCUUGAGUCUGUUUUAGAAGUUUUAUUUUUGUACCCAUUUAACAUGUGAACUCGCACUCUUAACUGUUCUGAUGAGACUCAUGGGGUUUUGAUGCCAAGAAGGGCUCAGUACUGGGUCUGAGGAGGAGUCUGUGAACCACACUAGCUUUCACUUGUCCACAGUCAGUGUUCACCAGCAACAUAAGCACCCUUAAACAGCAUCUGAUUGAGCCUCUUGGAUAGGGCUUUAGUCAACCCAGUUAAGGUAUGCAACUACCAGUAGUUUGGCAUAGUUGAUGUCUCGUGAUUUGGUUGAGGAGCUGGCUCCAACACCAGCUCCUCAUUGUGGAAAAGUUGUGCGACACGUAAAGUUUACCUCAUACUGACUGUAUCAGGAUAAUCUGGCCUAGUGUUAUCUGGUUAUCCUGAUUGUUAGGCAAAGUACAGAACUAUUAUCUUUGAUUUCAUUUUAUCUGUUAGAGCUCAACCAUACUGGAUUUUUGACAAUAUCCGCAGCUGAUGUUUGUACACAAAGAUCAUUUUACGGUGUAAAAUCCACCUUGUCAGAGCUCCCUGCUGGACUAACUCUAACAGAGACACUGUUUCUAAAUGACCUGAAAAUAUAUAUCGGGACAUUUCUGUACUGACAUUUCAUGUUACCUCCAGGAAGACAUAUGCUGAUACCGAUUUACAAGAUAUGUUCAGAUAGUCCCCAGGCCCUCGUUUUCCUUGCUUUAUAAAUAUGUAUUAUCAGAUUUUGUUUCAGAUAUUUUCAUUUGCUAUUAAUGCAAACACAAACCUUUCUACAUGUUUACGUAGGCUAUUUUGAUAAUUCCAGCACCAAUUUCAUCAGUACAAGAAGAGACAUGCGAUAUUCACCAGUUACUUUUCAACCUCUAUUAAGUCAACACUUCCUGCAGAUGGUUCAGAUUUGAAUUUGAACUACCAAGUGGUACUCUGUUAAGACUACCAGCUGGUAGGCCUUAAUGUGAAUGUUACUCUUCUGUUCGCAACAAAACCUUGUCUGUGGCUUUUCCUUUAUGUUCUGCAGUAUUGUGUUGAGAAGCAGCAAGGAUUUUUGCUCAACAAUUACCCUAUUUUAUUUUGUUUUAAUUGUCUCUUGAAUAUUGCCAAGUCAUAAAUGCAUGGAUUAACUCCUUUUAUUUGAUAUUUUUGUUUAAUUUAUUAAUCAUUUCACCAUGUUCUAAAGGCUCAGAAAUGUAACAUAAGCAAAUUUCAUUCGCAGUGACAUGUUGGAUGGACAUGAAAGUUGAAACAGAGCUCUGUGUAUUGAACUGACUAUCUGCCUGCUCUGUGAUAAUAAGCUCCAUGUGUAUCUUUUUUUUUUCAGCUGUGGUGUUCACAUCCAGCUUGUUCUGUUGAAACAUUUAACAGCAAACUAAUAUGGUGUCUGCAUUAACAAGUAACCAUCCUGCUUUGAUAGGCCUGUUAGUUAGCAUGCAUUGGUGAUAUGAGGUUUCAAUGGGACAAUUAUUUUUAUAGGUUACUGAUCAAAAGUCACAGAUUGUGUCUCAUAAUAGUUUUUAUUCACUAAAGAAUGAACAAAACAUCUGUUGAAUUUGUAUUAUAAGGAAGUUUUAUUAAACUAUGAUGAACUGAAAUCUAAAGCGAUUCUUACAUGUUCACUUUUUUUUAAACAAAAAAAUUACAUUACAUACAUAGAUACAACAACACAACUCUUUUAGCUAGUUUAGCUCAGUUUAUUUCAUUCAUUGAUAAAAGAAAAGAACAAUCCAAUAUAAACACUAAAGGUCACAAAUCUUGAAUGAAAGGGAGCUUUCUGGGUUGUUGGUGGAUUAGUGGGUAGAGCAGGCACCCCAUGUACAAGGCUGUUGCCUCAGCGGCCAGGGUUCAAAUCCAGCCUGUGGCCCUUUGCUGCAUGUCAUCCCCCUCUCUCUCCCCUCUUCAUGCUUACCUGUCCUGUCCGUUAAAAGCAAAAUGCCCCAAAAAAUAUCUUAAAAAAAAAAAAAGAAAGGGAGCUUUCUUCCUCUAGUGGAUCUUGCCAAACUUGGCUGAUAUCUGGAGAAAGACAAACCACUUUUAAAUAGAUAUAAUAGAGCAAUAAAGAAAACACCAACAGCAAUAGACUGUUGAAAUGAGAUAAUCUGAUUAAUAAUAAAUCAUAAGACUAAACCCGUCUUCAUGAACAUACUAUAGUUACAUUUUUUCAAACAGGCAAAUGUUCGGUCCCCAUCACUAACCUGAUGGUACAGUGAGUGUAGAUGAAGAAGUACAAGCAUCUGUCUCUCUCUGAUCUGCCCCUCUUUCUUCUGCCUGUCCCUCAUCUGCGCUUUCUUCUCCUGCGUGACUUUCAGCUGUCCCUCCAAGUAUCUCAACUUCAUGCUGCUUCUCUUCUCUUUCUGUCUACUCUGUCUCUGCAUCAGUACCCAUCUUGUCCACUGCUUACUGUUAUAGUUUGGGGGCAGGGGACAAAAUAGGACAUAAUGUCCCCCUUUGUCUUCAUUUUGAAAACUGAAGAGCAAAAAAUAAUGGGACAGUCAAGCAAAAGAGCACAGCACAUAAUAUCAAGUCAAUACUGUUGCUGUUGGCUUGCUUGAAUUAUAUUGUAAGUUUGCAGUGAUUACUUUACAACUAGGCCUAUAUGUCAAAAAUGAUUAAAUCAUUUCAAUCUUGUUACAUAACACAAAUCAAGCUAAACAUUAAUUCAACAACAUUUCCAGACCAGACGAAGAUCUUGUCUUGUAUUUUCAAUUGUACAAAUAAAUAGUUUGACGUUUCUCACCUUUGUUGUACUAGAAAACUCGGGCCCUUUUCC
Messenger RNA from Epinephelus moara (kelp grouper), 5914 nucleotides. Its product is annotated as multivesicular body subunit 12B-like. Lineage: Eukaryota; Metazoa; Chordata; Actinopteri; Perciformes; Serranidae. Gene Ontology annotation, biological process: viral budding; virus maturation; regulation of epidermal growth factor receptor signaling pathway. The record is from RefSeq and is a predicted model, not a curated record. The transcript has 10 exons. Gene Ontology annotation, cellular component: late endosome; ESCRT I complex. The coding region runs from base 453 to 1340 and encodes 295 amino acids.